This is a messenger RNA of Sinocyclocheilus rhinocerous, 1878 nucleotides long. Its product is annotated as DCN1-like protein 3. Bases 276 to 1193 code for a protein of 305 amino acids. Gene Ontology annotation, biological process: protein neddylation. The transcript is spliced from 4 exons. Gene Ontology annotation, cellular component: ubiquitin ligase complex. Lineage: Eukaryota; Metazoa; Chordata; Actinopteri; Cypriniformes; Cyprinidae. Gene Ontology annotation, molecular function: ubiquitin-like protein binding; cullin family protein binding; ubiquitin conjugating enzyme binding. The record is from RefSeq and is a predicted model, not a curated record.
GGCUGGAGGCUGGGAUUAGCUUUAGCUUUAGCAUGACAGCAGGGAUGCGCUGAUUCCGAUCCAUUUCAUUGUCUUUCCACAGGCUAGCGGAUGUACCAGCCGUCUCCAUGGAGUUUCCUCAGAUGACACGUCGCUUCAGUGCUCGGGGAUUUGGGGCAUGGUGACUGCUGUCUGUCAGCCAGAGCAGCGGCGUCUAGCAGGGGCCGUCUGGACCUGAAGGAAGACCUCUGAGACGUGGACGGGACGACCAAGACGGGAACGAGAGCGGGAGAGACAUGGGUCAGUGUGUGACUAAAUGUAAAAACCCCACAUCCUCUUUGGGCAGUAAAAGUGGCGAAAAGGAUGCUGGGAAAUCGCACGGUAAAAAAGGCGGCGGCGGUACGGGCAGCGCGCACAAGGAGGAAGUGGCCAAGUCCUCCGUCGAUGUCAUAUUCAACGGCACCAAAGUGUCAGAGGUGACGGUGGAGGGCAGCACGGCUCCGGCCGUCUCCGCGGAAGUGCAGCGGGAAAAGAACACGCAGGACGGGGGAGGAGUGUCGCUCGCUCAGAUUCACGACUUGUUCUCGUGUUAUAAGGACGAGUAUGAGGAUGCCAUCCUGGAGGAGGGGAUGGAGCGCUUCUGCAACGACCUGUGCGUCGAUCCGGCCGAGUUCAGAGUGCUGGUGCUGGCGUGGAAGUUCCAGGCUGCUACCAUGUGCAAGUUUACAAGGAAGGAGUUUGUGGACGGCUGUAAGGCGAUCCAGGCCGACAGUAUCCCAGGGAUCUGCUCUCGGUUCUCCAUGCUGCUAGAGGAGUCCCGUGGAGAAGAGAGUUUCAAAGAUCUCUACCGCUUCACCUUCCAGUUCGGGCUGGACGCCGAGCAGGGCCAGCGCUCGCUGCAGCGCUCCAUCGCCAUCGCGCUGUGGCGGCUCGUCUUCACGCUGGACACGCCGCCGCUGCUGGAGCACUGGCUGGACUUCCUGUCGGAGAAUCCGUGCGGCGUGCGCGGCAUCUCCCGCGACACCUGGAACAUGUUUCUGAACUUCACACAGAGCAUCGGCCAGGACCUCAGCAACUACAGCGAGGACGAGGCCUGGCCCAGCCUGUUCGACUCCUUCGUGGAGUGGGAGGCGGAAAGACGGCGGAGAGAACAGUCGGACGCUGCCGCCUCUGAGACGGACUGUGAGGCCGCGUCCGUUUGGCCGGGAACUUGAGGGAUGGUGGUGAAUUCUGGACGAUGACGUGCGGAGGUGUUUCUGAGCCCGUCACUCUCCAUCCUAUUCUAAUUAUUAUGAAAUUUUCGGUCUCAUCGCAUUGGACAUCCCGGUGCGCUCUCAGACUUUUGUUUUAUUGAAAGGGCUCCAAACGAAUAGUUUUUUUUAAAGCACUUUUAUUUAAGUUAUUGCUAUUGUUCAUUUAAUUUGUUUUAACGUUCACAUUUCAUCCAGAGCGGUUUCUUCUCGCUAAUAUUUUGGGAUUGACCAACACGCCAAAGAAAAGGGAAUUCUGUCAGCUGCCUACCGAGUUCGAACACACACACACACAGAUAUUUAUGCACACAAGAAACCCGCGCGCACACACACACACACACACGCCAGCAUAAACGCUGCAGGGAAUGUGUUUUAACGGUUAUUUUUGGUUGAGGGGUGUGUGGUGGUUCUGCUGGUUCUGUUUAACAUCAGACUGUGGUGAUUGAUGUCCUGAAGCCCUCAAAACCUCAUUUCUCACAUGUGCUUCCCUAAUCAUUUCUGACUUUAUUUUGUUCUUAUCAUUCACGUCUCCUCUGAUGCGUUCAUUCAUUCUCAUAUAUUCUCAGUGGUCAGAUGUGUGUGAGUGGGAAAUACAGAUUCAUUUGCAGUUGGAUGUCUGCUGUGAGCUUUUUAUUUUACAGUUUACAUU